Molecule: messenger RNA, 3106 nt
Organism: Paramecium primaurelia
Lineage: Eukaryota; Ciliophora; Oligohymenophorea; Peniculida; Parameciidae
Source: the annotation of a GenBank genome assembly
AUGAUUAAUCACUUCUUGCAUUAAUGGCAACAUAAUAUAGGAGAUCCUAUUGAAUAUGAAGAAAUCAAAAGAUAUGAUGAUGGAAGAAGAGUAAAUUUUGUAUAUGAUUACGAUAGAGAUAUGAUAAAACAUUAAGGGAAAAGGGUGGAAUUGAGUACUAUUUAGUAUCAAAAAAAUUUAUUAAAUAAUGGAAAUAUUAUGUGGAUUAUUAUGAAGAAAUGCGAGAACAAUAAAAGGAGACAAGGAAGAAAGUUUUGAAAUUUAAAUAUAUUAGCCUGAUAAAAUAAAUUCAGAUUUGUAAUGUAAUGAAAAGGUUUUUAAAUAUAUACCUGAAGAUCAUGUUUAUAAUUCCAGCAUUCGUUAUUUGGAAAAUGAAUGGGAUUAUGAAUACGUAAAAAUUAACAUCAAAAAAAUUAGAUUCUUAAAGAUGUUUUUGAUUUAUUUAAAGAGAAAUAUUCAUCAAUUGAACCAUAAAAAAGAAUUGGAUACUAUUUUGAGAAUGAAAAAAAAAAAGUUGUAUAUCCUAAUUUAGCUAGAGUAAUACAAUUAUAUUAAUUUUAGUUUACAUUGAUCUAUUAGUCUUUAAGAGAUAAUAAAUUUUAUAAUGUCAAAGCAUAAGUAGACUAACAUUCUGAAAUAAAAGCUUGGUUAGAUUUAUUAAAAGAGACAUUCUAAGCUGAAUAUAAAUAAAAACAAAUUAACAAUAUUAGAAUUUGGUUACCAAGACAUAAAAAUUUUAAAGUUGAUCUAAUAAUGGAAUAGAUAGAAAAAACUAUGUUUAUUGAUGGAGAUGUUAUAUAAGAAAAUCUAAUGGUUUAUUAAUUGUAAUCAAAUAGAGAUAAUUGUUUAAUUUUGGAUUUUGAAUCAACUCAAUGGUAAUUUAAUAAAAUGGAUAAUUAAUAAUAAUUUGAAUUUGAUAUUGAACUCUUGUUUAAUAGAGCCUCUUAAGGUUGUAAUAAAUAUGUAUGUGAUUUUCCAUUAUGCAAAUUAAAUAAUGGUUUUUUUGAACAAGAUUUUAGUUAAGACGAUAUCAAAGGAAUUUGUUAAUAAUUUGUUGAAAAUGAAGAAGUUAAUUGGGAUUAAUUAUGUUAUCCAAUAAAAAGUAUUAAUGAUAAAUUGGUUCCAUUUUAAACUUCAGAAUUUUAAAUAGAUUUGAGUGAAGCCACUGUUAAAAUAUCAUAAUAAUUGGAAUUAUUUGGAGCAUCAUUUGUUGAAAACUUUUAGAAUAAAUCUGGAAUAUAUUAAAUUGAUCCUUAAAAUGCAGAUGUUGAUACUAACUUAAUUAUUGAGACAUAAAAAAGAUUUAUCAAAUACAAAGGAGAAUUCAGUGUAAUAAUAAAUAACUUAUUUUCUUAUAAAGAAAAAUGUUUAGAAUCAUUAACUAAUUUAUAUUAAUUAAGAGCACUUUAUUUAAUAUUAUAAUUUCGUAAAUUCUUGGAAUUUAUUAUAGAUGAAAAAUCAUAAAUAAUUUUAAAAAUUAUAAGAAGAUUAGAUAAAUAAUAAAAAUAAUAAUUAUCUAGAUGGUUUACAAAUCUUUCAAAAACAGAAUUUGAAGAAACAACAAAAAUUGUUAAAAAAUUAAUUAAUUCAGAAAUUUUAAGAUAAUAACACACUCCUUUAAUGCCAUUUCUAGAAAUAGAAGACAUAUAAAAAAUGGUAGGUUUAUUUGAAUUAUUUUAAAUUCUUUAAAUAUCAAAUAAAAUGAAUACUAGAUUAUAAUCUUCAGAUUUCGUAAUUGAUUUAAUAACAAAAUUGUAUAAAUAAGAUGCAGAUAAAGAAGAAUUUUCAUAAUUUCGUUAUUAUGCAGCUAAAUAAUGGAGAAACUAUUCAUUUACUUUUUGUCUAUAUUCUUGGUCUAUCCCUAUAGAAUUUAAAUCAAAAUUAUUGAGUUUGGAUUGUAAAGUUAAAUAACAUGAUAGUAUGAGUCAUUCUGUAAAAUAUCAUUUUACUGGAUAAGCUCCAUAUUUAAAUUUAUCUAUUGAUAGAAAUAAUAUUAUAGAAUCAGCUAUAAAAUAAUUAUAAAUAACUCAUAUACCACUUAAGAAUCCUUUAAAAGUAUAAUUUAUAGGAGAAUAAGGUGUAGAUGAAGGAGGUCCAAAAAGAGAAUUUUUCAGAUUGAUGAUGGAGAAAUUGAUUUCACCAGAUUAUGGUAUGUUUAUACCUAAAAAUAAUGGAACUAUAUAUUGGUUUAAUCCGAAAUCCUUUGAAAUUCCAAUAUUUUAUUCAUUAAUAGGAAAGUUAUUAGGAUUGGCUUUGUAUAAUUAAGUAUUAUUGGAUGUACGAUUCCCAACUGUUUUAUUUAAGAAAUUAUAGAAUGAAAAAGUUACUGAAGAGGAUUUAAAAGAAUUAGAUAUGGAAAUAUAUACAGGAUUUUAGUAUUUGAGAGAAUAGAGUGAUUCUAAUCUAAUAUAAAGUUUGGCAUUAAAUUUUAAUGCAAGUUAUGUUGUAUGGGGAGAAGCAUACUUUGAUGAUUUAAAAGUAUAUACUAUUUAUAUAUGUACAGCCUAAUGGAUUUUAAAUUAAUGUCACCAAAGAAAAUAGAGAAGAAUAUAUAUAAUUGUAUACUGAUUGGUACUUAAAUAAACUUGUGAAAAACUAGUUUGAUUUAUUAUAUUCAGGAUUUAAAUCUGUAGUUGAUGGAGAUGGUAUUAAGGUAGUUUAUAUAAUAAAGAAUUAGUUAUUUUCAGGAGAAGAAUUAUAGGCCCUCAUUAUUGGUUUACCACACUUUGAUUUAAAAGAUUUAGAAUUAGUUACAAAAUAUGAUGGAUAUGAUGAUAAAUCUGAAUAUAUUAGGUAUAUAUAUAUAAUUAUUAAUAGAUACUUUUGGAGUUGUAUACAUUCAUUGAGUAUUGAAAUGUAAAAGAGAUUUUUAUUUUUUUGUACUGGUACAGAUAGAAUUCCUGUUGGAGGACUUAAAUCAAUAAAAUUUGUUAUAUAGAAGCAUGGUGAAGGUAAGAUUUAAAUUAUAAUAUUAGAUACUGAAUAAUUGCCAUCAGCUCACACUUGUUUCAAUGUUUUAUUAUUACCUUUUUAUAAGAAGAAAGAAAUAUUGAAAGAUAAAUUAAUGAUUUCUUUAGAUAAUGCAGAAGGCUUUGGAUUAAUGUGA